Pisolithus orientalis is the source of this 5054-nucleotide messenger RNA. RefSeq lists its product as uncharacterized. Gene Ontology annotation, molecular function: transcription coregulator activity. The record is from RefSeq and is a predicted model, not a curated record. Gene Ontology annotation, cellular component: mediator complex. Bases 142 to 5001 code for a protein of 1619 amino acids. NCBI's taxonomy places the organism in Eukaryota, Fungi, Basidiomycota, Agaricomycetes, Boletales, Pisolithaceae. The transcript is spliced from 18 exons. Gene Ontology annotation, biological process: regulation of transcription by RNA polymerase II.
GCUGUAAUGAGGACGUAUUGUUCGACGUCGAAGGCACAGUAUGCAUCAGCAUUAAUUGGCUUUAAGCUUGUACAUAUUCCAUGCUAGCACGCACGCUAGUUCCACUUCUCUCGUUCACUUUGAGCCGCUCGUCUAAGGGCUAUGACGAAGAGCAACGCCAAGCGCGACAAGGACGAUCAAAGCGACCCUCUACCCAUUUAUGAAUGCCAUCCGCCCGCAUGGGUGCCUUCCACACACAGAGCAGCGGAUGUUGGCUACCCUGGGUUUGACCCCCCUCACCCCGGUCAGGAGGAUGUCUUGUCUGCAGCCAAGAUCAACGAUGGGUUCAGCCAGGCCCCGUAUGUUCAGUCCGAGCACUCUGGAGCCGUCGAAGCACGCUUUCCGCAGGAGUCGAAACGGGGCCAGCUCUUUGACGGCGACAGCAUUUCGGUGCUAGAAACUAUCAUGCAUGAGGUAUUUUGUCGACGUGCGCCGCAUGCGCCUGUUGUCCCUGCUUCGACGUUUAAAAUACCGUCUCGUGUUACUCUUAAUGAUACCCGGCGGCAGUCCUGGUUCGCCGACCUGGCGAACCCAGAUGUUCCGCUUCAUAAACUUGGGAAGAGUGUACCCCACGGUGCUAAAGGGCACGAUCUCCUGGAUCUUCUCCAGUCUAACAAUGUAGCGAUCCCCCGCGCAGUAUGGUUCCUGAGGGUUUUUGGCGCGAACGAAACAGCCGGCCUCCGAAACAAACCGAACUUCAACCCGAUGCAGUAUAGCAUCGACUGGACGAACGUAGUGACCGGGUAUAUCAGGAAACAGCUCGGCGAAAUCGCACUACCCAGUGCACCUCGACCAGGGUUGAACAUCAAGCAAACCUUUAAAGGUGUCCUCUCAGACUCCGAAUCGCGUGAGCGCUGGGUAUCGCGGUUCGGUUACUGCCUUCAGCUGCUGCGACCAUUUUAUGUGGAAGGUCUGGUAGACCGCCGCACGUUUCUUACUUGGUUGGUACACCAGAUGUCGGGAUGCAACCUUGCCCAAGCUGGCUUCGUCGCACAUCUUGCUGAUCAAUACCUGGAUGACAUGUUGUCGAGCAGGGCUCUCACGAAGCCAUUUAUGGAUGCGUGUGUUGCGAAGCUGACUGAGAUACGGACGUUCCUCCCGGACCAACUAGCUAGAUUAGACGCCUUGCUUAAAUCGCUGUUGCAGCGUAUAUGUUUGACUCUUCCAGACGCAUUCGUCAGUCCUCACACAUGGGCGAACAGCGCAUCAUUCGUAGUACCAAUAUUAUCCAAUGAUAAUAAUAGUAACUCUACUCCCGGCGAUACAUGCAACCGGGAAAUACAGCGUGUCCUUCAUCAUAAUAUCACCGACAUCCAACGUCGUACCGAUGCCAUGCUCUUUCGCAAUCUCCCUCCCCGGGUCCCGGAGAGGCUUGGCUCGAUGGUUGUUGACAUCCAGAUUCUCAAUUCUAUUUCAAGUAUGACCGACAUGUCGACCAUUGAGUUUUUCUCGUGUAAUGCGACGGACCAUCCUUCCACAUCCACUUUCUACAACAAACUUGACACUCUUCUGACCUGGAGUGUCACCCCUCUUCAAUUUGGUCCCCAUCGCACCUAUGCUGCCGUCUUUUUACUCUCGCAAUAUCGCCAGCGCACAGCGCGGCGUGAGGUGUCAUCGAGUGCACUUCAGGACUACCUAUUUGACUGGUUGGAUACGAGCGAGGUGGCAGUGGAGAGCGGAAACCUCAGAAGUGUUUCGGCCCUUUUUGGUAAACUCGUGAAGGAUGGCCUGUUCGACUAUGCGGCGUAUCUACAAAGACUUGUGGCGAGGGGAGGAGAGAAUCUUUCAUAUGUGCAGUCGACUUUGCCUGGUUCGAAACAUCGCGAAUUUCUCCGUUGGAUACCGUUGCAUAGCACGACGUCUUCACUCUCGCACCAGCGCAAAGUAAUUCUUCAUGGGCCUCGAGUACGAGAAACACCGGAGGAUGUAUGCGAGCGUGCGAUGCGUCGAGAAAUAAGGACUGUCAUACCACUGGUCUUUGGUGGCACUGCACUAUUGUCACCCCCAAGUCUUUCUGAGCUCCGCCAAAGCUGCAGUACUACCAUACAAGCUCCAAGAUUUGAGCAGGUCGAAAUGUUUAAGCAGUGGCUGCUUCCCAAUUACAAUAAAUUUGCGGCUAGCUCGGACGCAUAUGACGAGAGUGAUGUGCUACAAACAUAUAGUAUUGUUGCAGAGUUACUUAGUUGCACCAAAUGUUACGGAUCGUUACUUGAGCUCAGCUUAUCUGUGUUGUCCCAAACCUCGAAUCCUCAAAUAAUUCAAGUUGUUGGGGAAGUUUUUCAUCGUUUCGCGACCGUAUGGACCUCAAUGGGUUGUACGGGAGCCAUAACAACAGCUCUCUACUCAGCACAUAUGGAAUGGAAAAAUAGGGGCAUGCGAGUGCGAUCAUUGCUGGCGUUGUUGAUUCAAAUGGAUGCAGGUCGACAUCUUGAUGAAUCUGCAAGGGCGCAGAUCACCGCAGAUAUCUCGUCCUUCACUCAUGCUUUGGCUCCUGACACCGCGAACCCUGGACAUGUCCCAGAACACCUACCAGAGAUCUUGUUGUUGGCAGAUGACCCCAAGCCGGAUGCCCCUUCUAUACUCGCCAAUGGGUUAUGGUACCGGUAUCGUACGGCUCUAGACUGGGGAUGGAAAGUUUGGGAUAACACGAUUGCGUCCCUGCGACAAGUGCCCCUCAUGACUGCAGAUAUCGAUAAGCGACGUGCCAUCGGUCUGCGAUACGCUCAGUUUCUUCUGCACAUUGAUCAACACCUUCCGGCUGGUUUAGAUGAUCAUGUUUUGCAAUGGUGCUUAGGAACAGGUAAAGGAGAGAUCCUAGCACUCACCGUAGAAGCUUGGGAUGUCUGUUCCGUGGUGCUCCUCUUCUUGACCGCACACGGCGCCCUGUCCACGACCAGCCUUCUCCGCGGCCUUGUCUACCCAGCUUGGCAUAUCUGUGCAAACGCGACGGGGUAUUCAGCACAGCUGCCAAGUAUAUUUGUACAGUCUGCAAAUGAACUUUUCGACCGUUUAGUCCUUCACGAAGAAAUUCAAAUAUCUUCGACAGUACCAUCUUCGUUGCUCGAUACGCAUCGAAUCCACAGUCGGCGCCGAAACGUCUUUCGCGGGCCACACUUCCCGCAGCUUGCAGGAGAAAUGCCAACGCUUCUGUUGAUUGAAUGCAACGAGGCUAUUGCUUUGGAGCUCCGGGCGACAGCGAAAGAUCUCCGAGUGCGGACAUGCGAGAGCCGCGAAUUCAGGCAAGCAGCAUAUCGCGACCUCGAUGUCAUACGGAAGGCAUUCGAACAACCUAUUCAAUCUGGGUCCAUUGGAGAAACCCUGUUUGAGCCCCUCGUUAAUGCAUUGAAGGUGAUAUUAAGCGACUCGAGUGAGGGAACGGACGUGAAUGCAUUUCUUACUGGUCGUAGUCCUUCGGAACUAAGUCCAUGGCGGCUUGCGGCUACAGCUGUCCAACUUCAGUUUGGCCUUCGACAGCUUGGCAGAGCGAUGGCCCAUGACACAACGAAGCAGGCAGCAAGUGCAUCUCUUGACAAGAUGACGUCCAUGUUAUUUCACCAUUCAAUGGCAUCGGACGAGGCAUAUUUCAUUGCAGAGACUGCACGUGACAUUGAUGGCCCUGUUGCAGAGAAGUUCUUCAACAAUGGCUUCAAAAGCAUCGUCGAUAUCUUCACCCGCAUGCCAAUAGCCUCACGCGACACACUCUUCGACAGAGUAGAUCGUGCUGGGGAGUUACUUCGUGUUCUUUCUCAUGUAGCGGAACCCCUGCGGACGAAAGGAGUUGUCCUUCAUUUGGAUCCAACCGUGCAAGAGCGGCUCAGUAAAGCGGUACUCGAGACGCUCGUCACUAUUGAGACGAUGCUGUCAAAAUUAACAAGCAUCUCACAUGAGGUGAAGCGAUGCGCCAUUUUUCUUGCGCGACUUUUACAGUUCAACCUCGGAUUUAUUGGACCGUGGUCGACUUCUUGCAUGGAAAUUCACGAAGGCUUAACGACUGUCUUGUUCCGCUUGUUGCUCGUACACGCAACUGGUGCCCAUUUCGAUCCGGUUGCGUUUUCGUUGCUGGCGGAUACAUUCUAUUUUGUUAUUGACGAACUCAACUCCCAUUCAAAAUCUGGUACACCUGAUCCCUUCCGGUUUUACCCCAAACAUCUGGAGUCCGAUCUUCCUCCAGGUGUUCCAGCAGAGUUCUAUACCCAGCUGUGCUCCCUUCUCCCGCAGCUACCACCUAAUGAUGUCGUCAAUGCCUUAGUGCAUGCUUACCGCGACCAUUCCGGUCAACUUGUCUAUAGCACGUUGGUGCAAAACCGACCUUGGGAGUGGAUCGAAAAUCUAGGAGAACCUUCCGUCGAGACCGGCUUACGGCCCAAGACCGACUCAGCUAUAAAAAAUGCCGCGUCACUCUCUCUUGAAUUUUUCGCAGCGCGACCGACAGGAGACCAUAUUUUCCAAACAUCAGUUUUGGCCACCAACGAGAAUGCAUCAGACCAAGACAAUAUGAGACUGGAAGGAGAUAUGAGAUCGUUUGAAGAUGGUCUCUCGGCGGAAAGCGUCUACACGAGAGACUGGCGUGAGACACGCCUCGAGGCUCACCGCGACAUACACGCUGGCAUCGCUGAGAGUACAAGCGGAGAUGGCACCGAUGAUAUCGGUGCCCUCACUAUCCCCCCCGCCCAGAUACAAUCUGUGUCGCGGAGGGCAUCGCCUGCGUCCUCAGUGCGUUCAAGGGAGUCAGCGUAUGAAAGCAUCAUGUCAUUAAGGCAAAGCCCAAGCAUGGGAGCUAAAGCGUCUUUGUCGACCGUGAGUGAGACAAUGGAGGAUGCUGAAGGUAGCACAGCGGAAGUGGGGGUAACAGGACACAAAAGAAAGGCAGAAACAGAUGACGAGGUGGAGAUAAUCGAAGGGCCAAUACCCGAGAAAGCGAGGAAAGGUAAAGGCGUAAAGCCUCGCUCAAGGAGGAAGUAGUUUCUUGUUUUUCGCUCUGUACAUUGUAGAAUAUAUGCAAGAAUUCGGGAUGU